Messenger RNA from Macrosiphum euphorbiae (potato aphid), 222 nucleotides. NCBI's taxonomy places the organism in Eukaryota, Metazoa, Arthropoda, Insecta, Hemiptera, Aphididae. The record is from the annotation of a GenBank genome assembly.
AUGUUUAACUGUGUGUUAUGUGAAAAAGUGUACGUACAUAAGCGCGAUUUGAACAGACACGCUAAAACCCACGAUGGAUCAGUGAUUUCGUGUGGAAUAUGCUUCAAGACGUUCGUCCAGCGGAACAACCUCAAUAUUCACGUUCAAAAAUGCCAUAAGAUCGCUAAAAACACUCCAGAAUUCCACAGUGCUGUACGAGUAGGUGGUGCAAUGGGUAAAUAA